Oldenlandia corymbosa var. corymbosa is the source of this 2051-nucleotide messenger RNA. Lineage: Eukaryota; Viridiplantae; Streptophyta; Magnoliopsida; Gentianales; Rubiaceae. The record is from the annotation of a GenBank genome assembly.
AGUUUACCAGUUUGGAGUGACCAUUGACUUGAAGUAGUAUUCUUACUAGCUAUAUAUACAAGCAGUCAUGCAGUGCUAAACCACAUCUAGCAUUUCAUCAAAAUCCAAAAUUCCAACCCCCCACAAAUCAUUACUGUUUUACCAUUUCUGCUCUAUAAGCACAUUUCUUGCUUUUUGAGUAAUUAAAUUCAUUCAUAAUAUAGAGAACAGAAACAUCCACCAUGUUGACCAGACAAAGCCCAAGUUCCUCGACGACAAUAAGAACUCUGGACAGAAAUCAUCAAACAUUCCUGCAAAAUGGAACUAUAUCAAGAAGCGACUCAUCCCGUUAUUCGAAUGAUCAUGAUCAACAACAAGUCAGCAACUUCCCUGCCGGCGGGAACUCGUCGACUUAUAAGUUGCUCGGAAAUAUGCCAGAAUAUGUGAAGAUAGUGGAAGUUGGACCCAGGGAUGGCCUGCAAAACGAGAGCAACAUUGUCCCGACACCAUUGAAAGUUGAACUGAUUCGUAAAUUGGUUGAUUCUGGAUUGCCUGUCGUUGAAGCCACAAGUUUCGUUUCCCCCAAAUGGGUUCCUCAGUUGGCAGAUGCAGCUGAUGUGAUGCAAGAAGUUAAGAACUUGCAGGGUGCCUGCAGGUUACCGGUUUUGACACCUAACUUGAAAGGGUUAGAAGCAGCAAUUGCAGCAGGGGCUAAAGAAGUAGCUAUAUUUGCAUCAGCUUCGGAGACCUUUUCAAAGUCCAACAUCAAUUGCAGCAUUGAGGAGAGUCUCAUUCGUUAUCGACUUGUCGCUAACGCUGCUAUAAAACAUUCUAUUCGAGUUCGAGGGUACGUAUCUUGUGUGAUUGGGUGCCCUUACGAAGGAGCCAUUGCCCCUUCAAAAGUGGCAUAUGUUGCAAAAGAACUUCAUCAGAUGGGAUGCUCUGAAAUCUCACUUGGGGACACCAUAGGAGUUGGUACUCCGGGUGGGUCGUUUAUCUUUUCAAUGCAAUCGAUGCUUCCAUAAUGCACUCGUAAUUAACUACGUUUUGGAAAUUUUAUUUUAUUUUAUUUUUCCUUUUUAGCAAAAAAUGAAAAUGUAAACAGGAGAAUCAAUCAUGCAUUGUAGUUGUACCUUGAAACCCUUCUAAACUUUGUGACCAUGAUGUUUGUGAUAGGUUCGGUUGUUCCGAUGCUUGGAGCUGUAAUGGCAGUGGUUCCGGUUGAGAAGCUUGCUGUCCACUUCCAUGACACUUAUGGCCAGUCUCUUCCUAAUAUAUUGGUCUCUCUCCAAGUAAGGGUUUAUUUCAUGGACUUUUUCAAUGAUUUGUAAAAACCUAAUAACAUUCCUGUUAUCAAGUUGACAAGAGAAGUCAACGGUCAAAAAGUUGUGAAAGAAGAAUAAAGUCAAUCGUACAUUUGGUCAAAAGUUGUGAAAGAAAAAUAAAAUGUCAGUUCCUUAGAACCGUCGAAACAAAAGAAGCUAAAUAAUGGGCUGGGGCUACAAAGUUAACAUUUGUCAUCUCAUCUGUGAUGUGACUUUGGCAGAUGGGAAUAAGUACUGUGGAUUCCUCAAUUGCUGGACUGGGAGGGUGUCCAUACGCUAAAGGGUCUUCAGGAAACGUGGCAACGGAGGAUGUUGUUUACAUGCUUCACGGGCUCGGAAUAAAAACGGGCGUUGAUUUUGGAAAACUUUUGCAAGCCGGAGAGUUCAUCAGCAAGAAUUUGGGCCGUCAAUCAGGAUCCAAAACUGCAAGUGCUUUGAGCCCAAAUAAUGGCAAAUUUUUGUGACAUUCAUCAAUUUACCCCCGCCCGAAGGAAAAACAAAAAAAUUACAUUGUGCAUUCAUCGUCCUCAUCAAAUUUGAUGAUUUGAAAAAAUAAUUGAAACAUCAAAAGUUUUCUAUAAAAAUAACUCAACAUUGUUAGUAUGUGAAUAAUUAAUUCAUAUAACAUUAGUAUCAUAUUUUGUUGUAUGAGAUCAUUCUUUGAUAAUUUAAUUUUAUGAUCUUUUACAAUAUAAUGGUAUUAUUAUCACAUCUGUCUAAUGACGUUAUAUCAUGAAUUAAAAGUUU